Aspergillus puulaauensis is the source of this 1332-nucleotide messenger RNA. RefSeq lists its product as uncharacterized. The record is from RefSeq and is a predicted model, not a curated record. NCBI's taxonomy places the organism in Eukaryota, Fungi, Ascomycota, Eurotiomycetes, Eurotiales, Aspergillaceae. The transcript is spliced from 3 exons. The coding region runs from base 1 to 1332 and encodes 443 amino acids.
AUGGCCGCCGACGACAGGGGAAAGACUAAGCGCCGCAACUGGAAACCCCCAGUGCUGACUUGGAGAAUUGGCGCGCCGCCGCCGAAACGGACUAAGGCCAUUGUUAAAGAACCUGAGCUCUUGCCCGCUGAGCAGGGUCCGCCGCCGGGGCCUCAGACGGAGAAUCCAUCGGGGCCAGAAGAUAAGGAAGAUCAACAACGACAACUACAGCAAGCCCUCCGCGCCCAGAAAGUGCCUUCGCCGGAAAUCUGCGAGAUAACAUCUUCGCUGGAUCCAUUCUGCCAACUUCCUUAUGAGUUGACCCCGGAAAAUCGGGCCUUGCUUCACUGCUAUCUCCUUCAAGUCCCGGCCAAGGUGUAUGGAACGCGUCCGGAUACAGUCUUCAGCGCGGUGCGGGAUGUCAGUCUACCCAUGUCGCUGGGCUCUAGCCUGACAAUGUGGUGGAUGAUCGUAGCAGCGGAUGGACUCUUCACACAUCCAGGCGCGGAUCAUGCCGACACCGUCGCCCGCAGAAAGGGACAGGCGUAUCGACUACUAAACCACUCUCUCAGCCAAAACGCGGGGAAAAUCACCGAUGAUUUGCUGGGCGGGAUUAUCAUGGCUGCGAUUACCGAGGCCCGGCUUUCGGACCCGGUAGCCUGCCAUGCGCAUUUGAAGGGGUGUGAGGCGGCCAUUGAGGCAAGGGGUGGUCUUAAGAAGAGUCUGAUGAAUUGUGAGAUCCCGGGUUUGAGAUUGGCGCAUUUAAUGCCGUAUCUUGUUUGUGAACCAUUCCCUGCUGCGGAGGGGUCGGUUGAGGAGGAGCAGGUGCAGCGGUUCGUUGAGCUUUUGAUAUCCAGGAUGAAUGAUGCAACGGAGGCAAACGCUGUAUCACCACAGGCUGGCCUUGCUCAGUUGAAGAGUAUGGUAGUGGGACUGGGGUUAUUGCGCAGUGGGCUGCGGUUCUACCUGCGACCCGACGAACGCGAUGUAACAAGAUUCGCGGAUGAGGCGGCGUUAUUCCUCGCGUUGUUCCUGGUUACGCGGACGCUGUGGACAUAUCGCGAAUCGGUCGACGAUUCCCAGCUGUUCUUGUCGCGGCUGAACGCGUUCUUCGAAGCCAGCACUGGAUUUGACCCGCAUACAGGACGGCCCCUCCUGACUGAGCAGGGAUUGAUGUGUUGUGUUAUCAAGGUUAUCCAGAAUCUACCGGGGACGCCGCACAGCGAUGGCGGGGUGUCGACUCUGAUACAUAGUGUUGAUGCGGUUCAGGUCUACCGUACGAUAACUUUACGGAGUGCUCGCGAGGAGGCGAGGCUGAUACUUUGUCGGAUAUUGUCGGGAUACGACUUUUGA